Molecule: messenger RNA, 1674 nt
Organism: Brienomyrus brachyistius
Lineage: Eukaryota; Metazoa; Chordata; Actinopteri; Osteoglossiformes; Mormyridae
Product: methylosome subunit pICln-like
Exons: 7
Coding region: 357-1154 (265 amino acids)
Biological process (GO): mRNA cis splicing, via spliceosome; chloride transport; spliceosomal snRNP assembly
Cellular component (GO): spliceosomal complex; pICln-Sm protein complex; methylosome
Source: RefSeq, a predicted model, not a curated record
GAAACAAUGAGCAGGUCAAUGCGCAUUUCAAACGGCACCUGCAGUGUCCCAUACAGCGCCUUCUACGUCUAGGAGCUCCGGGCUUCACAUGACUGCGCAUCAUCGGUCCAGUAGAUGGCAAUUGAAGGUGAGUGGUGACGUCACUCGGCGUGAGAAUCGCGUCCGAAUCGGUUAUGACGUUGUAGAGGGAAAUCGCUGUGCCUCCCGGUAACUGGCCGGUGUCUGUCUGUUCGGAAUCGUUUGUAUUUCAUUAACCCAACUCUUUAGGAAGGUUUUCUGCUUGCUGCCGGAGUUGCCAAGUAUUGUGGCGACUUUUGGAGAAGCAAACGGAAUUGCCCCGGUCAGAUCUUCAAAAGAUGUUGUUACUGACAAAUGUUGUACCUCCGAGCGAAGGCAUUCGGCAUGAAGAGCCCGAAACGACUGUGUUUUUGGACGGAAAGAGACUUGGAUCUGGGACACUCUAUGUUGCAGAAACUCGCCUAUCGUGGUUUGAUGGGUCCGGAAUGGGCUUCUCCCUCGAGUACCCGUCAAUCAGCUUGCAAGCGAUCUUGCACGACCUGGGCGUGCACCCGCAAGAGCACCUCUACAUGGUAGUGAACUCCGGAAUGAGCGAUGUGCCUAAAAAGCAGAGUAAAGCUGAGGAGGAGGAUGAUGAGGAAGGUGGCGGGAGCAGUGAUAGUGAACACUCCUCCUGCCCCGUGUCAGAGAUUCGUUUCGUGCCCAAUGAUAAAGCUUCACUGAAGUCCAUGUUCUCCGCCAUGUGUGAGUGUCACGCUCUUCACCCCGACUCAGAGGAUUCAGACUCAGACUUUGAAGGUGAUGAGUAUGACGUGGAGGAAGCAGAGCUAGGCCAAGAACAUCUGCUUGACAUCUAUGAAGAAGGCAUGUCAUACCUGAGCCUCAAGGGUCAGGACACGGUGGAGUCCUUGGAGGAGGUGCCGGAGAAGCCUGCAGCACAACAGCUGCAUGUGGCUGGCGUUAGGACUGAGAGCACCCCUACAGGACUGGAGGGAGAAAACCAGAAAGACUUGGGCCAGCCGGUGGAGAGGGGGGAGCUAGCAGAUGCUGAUGUUGAUCUCUGCACAGAUCCUGAUCUCGUGUUUCAGACCAGACCACUCCAGCAGAAGGGAGAUCCAAAGCCACAAGGCAGCUGAGACUUGAGAGCCUGCCAGGCCCAUAAAUGUCACUUGUGUGGUUUGAUUCUGUUCACCUGCUAAUUUCUUUUCCAAUACUAAUGUGCACAAAUAACUGUCGCGUUACUGUUGGUAACAUAGCAGCACCAGAUGUCUUUGUAUGAAAUUUAGUUUACAAAAAAAAAUUAAUUUUUAGCAAAAGAUUGAGUAAAAACAAGCAGGCCUAUCACUAAUUGAGGGGAAGAAUCAUCUAUUUAUUUGGCUCUGAUUGGACGGUAGCUUUUGGAUAACAGCAGACGUUCUACCUAAUUCUGUAAUUAAGGCUGUUUCCAAAUUACCAACCACGGUCUUGCAUGACUGCUUUGGUUUACAGCAGCAUCUUUUAGGUGUUCUGUUCCUGGAAGUAUGGUACCAGUGAUGACUGGACUUGCUAAGACUUACCCUUAAGCGAUUAGAUCACAAAUACUACAGUGGUUUGUGUGUGUGUCCACGCGUGCAUGCGCGUGUGAUGUGUAAGCAAUAAAGAGACUGAAUAUGGUUG